Messenger RNA from Symbiodinium necroappetens, 657 nucleotides. NCBI's taxonomy places the organism in Eukaryota, Dinophyceae, Suessiales, Symbiodiniaceae. The record is from the annotation of a GenBank genome assembly.
AUGCUGCGCGUCUGGAGCACGUCAGGAGAAGAGUUCCCUGUGCACAGAGGGGAGUUGCAGGAUGUGGCGGGCCUGAAGCUCCGAUUGCGUGCGCAGUAUGGGUUCCCCUUCUGCCUCCAGCAGCUGCUUCACGGGAGCCUCCUAUUGGAGAAUGCCUCCGAGCUCCCUUUCUUCGCCGACCUUCAGCUGGUUCUCCUGGCGAUCUCCGCGGGAAGCCGUGAAGCGGUGCAGGAGCUCGUUGCCUACGCGGCCUUGAAGGGCAAUGUGAGAGUUGCCCGGCUUCUGCUGGAGGCAGGCGCAGACAAGGACUCCAUGGAUCGAGAAGGCAUGACUGCUCUCAACUCUGCUUCUUGGGCAGGUAACGUCGACAUGGUCCGGUUCCUGCUAGCAGCUGGUUGCAACAAGGAUCUACGGGACAGCUCUGGGUUGACAGCCCUCAGCCGAGCAUGUUCACGAGGUCAUGCAGAAGUUGGCAGACUUCUGGUGCAGGCACAAGCUGACCCGAACCUGCCUGAUGCUAACGACGGCAUGACGGCGCUGAGCCACGCCUCCGCGUCAGGCCAGGUCGAGGUGGCGAAGGUCCUGCUGGCAGCAGGGGCUCACAAGGACCGAAACAGGAACCAUGUACGCAGUACGAAUCGCUUAACUAAGGCUUAA